CACACAGUCAGGUUGAUGGAGAGGAGAGGAGAGAGGUAGAGAGACGUGGUGAAGAUGUAGCAAACAACGGAAACAUAUAUUUUUUAACAUUCUCUGUUUGCCUCUACCGCGCAUUUGACUUUUCUCAACUUUGUUUACUUUACUUUUCGUAUUUCACGACCGUUUCCCCGCUUUACGGUCAGAGUCUUGUAUCCUUGGAAACGCGAACAACUGUCCUGCGAAGUUUGGAUCAAGUGUUACACAUUCAACCGGAAAAUAAACUGCAUAUUUACCCUCCAAGCUAACGGAACGGCCAGCGUGGUGCAUAUGGGCGUUUGUGGAAGUAUUUCAAACAGUUUUUAUUCAUAUUUAACGCUUUUCAUUUUAAACCCAGUGUUUAGGGAAACGGGACAGCGCGAGACAAUAGUGGUGUGAGAAAGAGCUCGUGCAGGGGGGAAUCGAUGCCUCGCGGGGGCUUUGUUCUGUCCGCGAGCCUGCUGCGGAUAUCGACUGACCGGCCGGUGGAUUUAUGAUUGCUUGGUGAUUGAUAAACGGACUCGGGAGCUGUUGGAACAACCAUGGACAUGACUCUGUCCGAGUUGCUGGCCGCUUUCAUGGAGUCGCCGCUGGUGGUGUGGGUGAGGACGCUGGGUCCUCUGGGUUCGUGCGACGACGCGGGCUCAGAGAAGAGCGUCAACACGUUCAUGGAGCUGGUGGACGGCGUCUUCCUGCACAAGAUCAUGACACACAUCGACCCCAGCCCAACCAAUCAGAGGCUGAACAAGAACGUGAACAACGACGUGUCUCUUCGCCUAUACAACCUGACCGUUCUCACCAGACACAUCAGGACGUACUACCAGGAGACCUUACAGCAGUUAAUAGUCAUGCCCCUUCCUAACAUCCUCUGCAUCGCCAAGGAUCCCAUAUCAGCUAAGAGCAUGGAGCAGCUGAAAAGACUUUUGUUGCUGAUACUAGGCUGUGCUGUCCAGUGUGAGCGUAAGGAGGAGAUGAUAGAGAAGAUCAAGCUGCUGGACAUUGAGACCCAAGCUGCCAUCGUGUCUCACAUCCAGGAGGUGACCCACAACCAGCUGAAUGUUCUGGACCUGUCCUGGCUGGAGGAAGUAUCGGAGCUGGCUCACGAAGAGCUGGCACCUCUGUCCCGUAACAUGGCUGUGUCGCUACAGCAACUCAUCGACCAGAGAGACAAAGCCAGUGAGGUGAUUGUGGAUCUGACCCAGGAGAGGGACUACCUGUCCAGUCAACAGCCCCAGGAAGGGUGCAGGAACCUGGGCAUGAGCAGCCCAGAGCGUGGGCAGAGAUCUAGGGGAGUGGGAGUAAAUAACGGUGGAUCGGCCUUGACUGUGCCAGGGCUGACCAAAGAGGAGAAGCAGCAUCUGUCUGUGGAGCUCGCUGACACCAAAGCCAAGCUACGCAGAUACAGACAAGAACUGGAGGAGAAGACAGAGCAGCUGAUGGAUUCAAAACAUGAAGUGGAGCGACUGGAUCAGGAGUUACAGAGACAGAAACAAGAGGUCAGGACCUAUUCGUUGACACUCUUCCUGUCCAAUCAGAUUUCAGAGUUGGAGAGCGAGAAGCAGCACCUCUCUGACGCUGUGGCGUCCCUUCAGGAGCGCGCUCAGUCAAACAACGAGGCGCGGGUCCGCGAGGUUGAAAUGGAGAACCGCCUCCUGCACCAGAGCAUCACCGACACCAGCUCCCGAUUGGCCAGCUUAGAAACCCAACUCAAGCUAGCCAGUGAGGAUGCAGAGAGGCUGAGGGAGAGGGCGGGUCGGUGUGAGGAGGUGGAGCGUGAGGCGGCGAGGCUGGAGAGGAGCAGGGACGCCCUGAACAGAGAGGUGGCCUCUCUGCGUGCAUGCAGUGAGCGGUCCGAGGCUCUAGAGAAGCAGAUGUCCUCCUUGGAGCAGGAGGUGCACAGGCUGAAGCGGGAGGCAGAGGAGGCCCAGCGGGAACAGCAGCGACUGGGGAGGCACGAGGUGGAGAACAGCCUACUGUCGAAGGAGAACCUGGAUUUGCGCUGCUCCCUGGAAAAUCUGCGCUCCUCAUCCGCCCGCCUGGCCACCCUCCAGGAGGAGCAUAAAGAGGCCCAGAGAGAGAUGCAGGAUCUGCAGAGGAGGCUGGAGGAGACCCGAGAGGAGGCACAAGGAGAAAGGAAGAGGGCAGAGAGGCUCGAGCUGAACGUGGCAACCCUGAACCAGGAGAAGCAUCGCUUAGAGGACAAAGUACAGAAGAGCAGAGAGGAGAGGGAGGACGAGGAGAGAGAGAAGCAGGACACCCAGGCCAGAGAGGAGGAACUGAGAAGGGAAGUAGGAGAGCUGAAGGAGGAGCGGAGAAGGAGGGAGGAAGUUGAAGAGGAGAGGAGGAAGCUCCAACUGGACUUGGAGCAGUCAGAGAAGGGCAGGAAGCACCUGGAAAAGGAGAGCUGGAGGAUCAGAACGCUGCUGGAGGGGAAGGAGACAGAGCUGGAGGAGAAAGUCAGGCGAUUGGCCACUGUGAAGAAAGAGGGUGCGACUCUGGCUAAGGAAGUAGAUAGGCUGAAGGAGGUGUCGGUCAAAGUCAAGGAGUUGGAGAGGGAGAACAAGGAGCUGCAGAAACAGGCAACUAUUGACAAGAGGACUCUGGUCACUUUGAGAGAGGAGUUGGUGUCCGAGAAGCUGAGCGUUCAGCAGCAGAGUGUAAAGUUGGAGAGACUCAACCAAGAACUGGAGAAGAUCGGGCUCAACAGAGAAAAACGAUUACAGCAACAGCACACACUGGAGGACAGCAAGUACAGGCUGCUGGAGUCUCGGCUCGAGGAAACCGUCCAACAGACGAUGAAGAUUAAAGAGGAGAAAAUCUCCUGUCUGGAAAAGAAACUGGAAGACAGCAACACACUCAACACUACGCUGCGUGCUAAGCUAGCCACCGGGGAAGAAAACCACAACUACCAGCAGUGCUCAGGAGGCGACCGGAGUCAAGGGUCAGCCACUGCUGAACUGCUCCGAAUCAAAGAUCAUCUCAUUGAAAUAGAAAAGAAUAAUGCCUCCCUGCAGACGGAGAGCAGUCUACUGAAGGGGCAUCUCAAACAGCUGGAGAACCAGAACACGUCUCUUAACAACCAGAUGUUGGGCCUGCAGCGACACACCACCACCCUGCAGGAGCAGAAUUCAGCCUUACAUACACAGACUGCAAAACUACAGGUGGAGAACUCCACGCUCUCCUCCCAGAGUGCAUCUCUCAUGGCCCAGAAUGCAGUCCUGCAGGGCCAAGUCACCGCCUUGGAGUCGGAAGUGGAAUCGUGGCAGAGGCAGCGCGAGGAGGCGUGGCAAGCCAGAGAGGGCGUGCUCAGCGACCAUGAGCGCCUGCUGAGCGUUCACGAGAGGCAAGCGCACGAGUACGAGCAGCUCAUCAGUCAGCACGCCGCGCUGAAGGGCAAGCAGAGGGCGCUAGAGGGCGAGCACCGGACGCUGCACAGCAAGUAUUGUACUUUGCUGCAGCAGAAGGAGAAAUGGGAGGAGCACGAGAGGCACAGUCUGAAAGAGAAGGAGGAGCUGAACCAGGAGAUCCAAAAGAGUUGUCUUCUACAACAAGAGAAUCUACAGCUUAAAACAGAAGUGGACAGGUUAACAGAGAGCCAAUCGCAGCAGUCAGAGCAAUGUGAGGGGCUGCAGCAGCGCAUGAAUGAAUGCAAGAGCUCAUUAAGCUCCGCCCAGCUGGAAGAGAGUCGAUGGAUGGCACGAUACGAUUCGCUAAUGGAGCAACACCAGGGCCUGGAUCUAACCAUGACCAAACUAGACAACCACUGUGAGCUGUUGAGCCGACUAAAAGGGAACCUGGAGGAGGAGAACCACCACCUCCUGAGUCAGAUCAACCUGCUGAGUCAGCAGAACCACACUCUACUAGAGAGGAGCAUGGAGAGCAAAGACCUGUAUCACCAGGAGCAGAAACUAUACAUUGAUAAGCUGAACGCUCUCCGUCGCCAGAAAGAGAAACUAGAGGAGAAGAUCAUGGACCAGUACAAGUUCUACGACCCCACACCUAAAAAGAGGAGUCAGUGGGCCGGAGCCAAAGCUUUAGCCAAACUGAUUAAACCCCGAAAGGAGAGCAGCAGGGAGAGAGGGGCCGACCGAGUCAAGGAGGGAGGCAGAGAGAGAGAUAGAGCAAAGAGUGCCCCAGACAUCCCACUGCCUUCCCCGCCCCCCCUCCUCCCUCCUGAAACCCCACCCCCUCUUCCUCAGCGUACAGGAAGUGACACACAGGACAGCGGCCAUGACCACAGUAACCAUAACAACCACACCAGCAGCACCAGCAUGGGACCCCAGAGUCCAGCGCUCACGCCCAUCGGCCGAGGUUUGGCUGACAGAGGCCGCGGUGUUUACCGUAGCAGUACUCCAGGAGGCAGCAGUGAGAGUGUCAAUGGAGAGGAUGGACACGGCCAAGGUCAGACCCAUAGAGCUUUGAGCUCAACUCCCAGCCAUCAGUCACCCUCAUUGGGCCUAACUACCAGCUCCAGACUGGGACAAGGUCUCAGCCGCAGGCCCAGAGGUCUAUUAUUUGAUGAAGACUCCCGCCACAACUCCUCUGACUCUAUGUUUGGUCAACAUGGCAACACGGGAGGUCGCCCAGGGUCAGCAGACUUCAGCCACCACACCUCCAGCUCCAACUCGCCUGUCAAUGGCAGAGGUACACACACACACACACACACACACACACACAGUGGCUCAGUGGUAGAGCAGGUCAUCCUGGGUUGUCUCUCACAUCAAUUUUUAGUUUAAAAAAACCCAAACCAUCUUGUGUCACUGCAUCCAAGGGAACGUUAGCUAGCUAACAGUAGUAAAACAGGUCUGUCUCUCCCUGGCAAUGUGUUGUGAAAUGCGAGGUGAUAUUCAAACAUAACUGGUCAUUGAAAUUAUGCAUUUUAAUUUGAUGUUCUUUAUUCAUAAGGUUUUUUUUUUUUAGUCAGGAGCACUGACUCAUCCUAUUCCCCACUACGUUUCACAGAUA
Anarrhichthys ocellatus (wolf-eel) is the source of this 4980-nucleotide messenger RNA. Its product is annotated as protein Daple-like. The transcript has 24 exons. Lineage: Eukaryota; Metazoa; Chordata; Actinopteri; Perciformes; Anarhichadidae. Gene Ontology annotation, molecular function: dynein light intermediate chain binding; microtubule binding. Gene Ontology annotation, cellular component: cytoplasm; centrosome. Bases 558 to 4751 code for a protein of 1397 amino acids. Gene Ontology annotation, biological process: cytoskeleton-dependent intracellular transport; cytoplasmic microtubule organization. The record is from RefSeq and is a predicted model, not a curated record.